ACAAGAACAAAGACUGAGAAGACAAGAAGAACUUCAAGAGAUCGAAGAAAAAUACAAAACAAUAAUGAAAACAGAAGAAGAGAACUGGGAGACAAAGAUACAAAAGCAAAGACUGAGAAGAGAAAAAGAUCUUCAAGAGAUCGAAGAAAAAUACAAAACAGAACAAGAGAUCUGGGAGACAAAGAUACAAGAACAAAGACUGAGAAGAGAAGAAGACUUUGAGAAAAGGAUGGAGAAAGAACAAAAAAUGUGGGAUGAAUAUUAUCAGAGUGUUAAAAAAGAGAGAGAUGAAUUAAAAAAACAGACUGAAACAUUGGAAAGAGAGAAAGGAUGUCUUCACGUCAAACAUGAAUCAGAAAUGGAAAAGAUGAGCAUAAUGAUGGAGGAAGAAAGACAGAAUCACAACACAGAGAGGAGGAGGAGAGAGGAAGCAUUUACUGAACAUGAAAAACAAUACAGAAAUAAGAUAAAAGAAAAAGAGGAGCAAAUGCAGAAAUAUCUUGAGGAAAUGCUAAAACAAAUGCAAGAUAAUGAGAGAAGGAAGAGGGAGGAAGAAAAACAAGAAUGGAUAAAACAACACAAGAUUCUCACAAAAGAAAUCCAGCAUGAAAAAUCUCUGAAAGAAGAGCAAUGUAAAGUAUAUGAAGAAAAGAUUAAAUUAAUAGAACAGCAGAAGCAAGAUGAACUAGAGAGACUACAACCAGUGGACAGUGAGGAAGAGAGACAAAAAGACUUGGAGAGCAUGAAAAGGUGCUGCUCCCAAACCGUCUGUUCUCUAAAGAGAUAUGAAACUAGCCAAAACCAAAAGCUUGGACCAAAAAACAAUGAACAGCUCAACAAACUUUACCACAGACUGGAUCUGACAAAAAGGCUUCAAAAUAAAAUGAGAACUAAAAACAUUCUUGAAAUCAAGUCUACACUUCAGUCCCAGGAGCCACAGCAAGAGGCUGAACUGGUAAACUCAUUUCUACAAAAGCUGAUGAACAUGAACUACAGCGCAAGAUACACUGUCAUAAAACACAGAAAAAAAGACAGAAAGCAAGACUACAAUCAUGAUAUUCACCCAAUGGAUGUUCAGAUGGCCGUGUUUCAAUGUGCUGAUGGUUUCCUGAAGCAGAUGAUGGUGACUAAACUCUCACAGUGUCAGUAUGCACUGCCUCUGCUUGUUCCUGAUCCAUUCACACAACAGAUUGAGUUUCCUCUCUGGACAUUCAGACAAAUCAACAAGAGCUGGAAGAUGAAGAACAGCAACAAUGAGAUCAUCAGUCAAACCCAGCCGGUCUACAAGGCUGAGACUCCAAUGGUGUCUUUCUUCAGGUUUGGCUCUGUGUCUUCAUCUAAGUCUCAGCUGAUGAACAGCCUCAUCAAUGAGAAACACAACACGUUCUUCCACAGGAACUGCUCAGGCAGCAGCAGAACCAGAUUACUGAUGGAUGGAGUGGUGGAGAUCGCCUGGUACUGUCCUUCUGGGAAAAAGACAGAUGCAUUUGAUGACUGUGUUGCUUUCUGUAAUCUUCAUGGAGAUGCAGGAGAGAAUGAGGAACAAUAUGAGAUUCUGACCAGUACGGCUUCAGUAAAUGUCCUCUUCUUACCUGAUUUUGGACAGAAAAACCAGUACAAGGGUUUGGUGAGAUCACUCUUCAGAUCUCCUCAACCUCUCAUUUGUCUGCUGACUGAGAAUAACUGUGAUAAAACUGAACUAGGCGAUGGGAAAUUCAUAUUUGGUCUUUUAACAAAAAACCAAGCUGAUUUAUCUGAGCAAAUAAGAGAGACUGUCAGAGAGAGUUUGACCAAACAGAAAAAGACUUUCAAGCUUGAAGAUGUGGCCAAACACACAGGAAUCAGAGUAGAUGAGGAUGAUCCAGAGUGUCAGAGAGGAAAACAAGCAGCAGAUCAGAUCAUGUGUUUACUGAGAGGAAAAGAUCCAUCAACUGUGAAAGAAGCAAUCCUGCCCUGUCAGGGGAAACUGUGGCAUGACUGGUGUGACAUGAACAAAAAGCUGCAUCAUUUAGAAGGAGAAAAUCUAGAGGAAGAUAAAAGUACCAAACUAAAGAACAUGAGAGAAAUAAGACAAAAGCAAGUGAAACAAGGAUUGAGUGAGUUUAUGAGGAAAUUUAUUGAAACCAUGAAAUCACAGAAAGACGAUGAAAAAAACUAUUUCCUCAGAUGGAUGAUGAACCUGUUGAAUGACUUCACUUCGGAGAACCUCUGUGAACUUCAUAAGGUGCAUGCUGUGAAAUGGCAAGAAGUCUCAACAUUGAAAAAGGUUCACAAAUCAGAUCAACUGCAGACUGAACAAACAAAUCUAGAAAACAUAUCAGAGCAAAUUAACAGGACAAGUUUUGGCUUGGAGCACAUCCUGAGAGAGUUUGGUCAGAUCUAUGAAUCAUGGGCAUCUGUGAAGAAGAACAAGAAAGAUCAUCUGCAGUUUGACUUCUGUUCUCUCCCGAGUCUUGCAGCAGAGAUGAUGAUCUCAGGUUUCCCCAUGGAGCUGAUGGAUGGAGAUGCUGCUCAUGUUCCUCUCUCCUGGGUCACUGCUGUUCUAGAUCAACUUGUUAAGAAACUGGGAGACCAGAAACUCUUUGUGCUGUCAGUUUUAGGGAUUCAGAGCUCUGGGAAAUCCACUAUGCUGAAUGCCAUGUUUGGACUCCAGUUUGCGGUCAGUGCAGGCAGAUGCACCAGAGGAGCUUUCAUGCAGCUGAUCAAAGUGUCAGAAGAGAUGAAAACAGAGCUAAAGUUUGAUUAUAUUCUGGUUGUUGAUACAGAGGGACUUCGUGCACCAGAACUGUCUGGAAGGUCAACAACACAUCGUGACAAUGAGAUGGCAACAUUUGUUGUUGGUCUUGGAAAUAUGACCCUGAUCAAUAUACUUGGAGAAAACUCAUCUGAGAUGCAGGACAUUCUUCAGAUUGUUGUCCAGGCCUUCAUGAGGAUGAAUAAAGUCAGACUGAAUCCAAGCUGCAUGUUUGUGCAUCAGAAUGUCUCAGAUAUUACAGCUGGAGAGAAAAACACAGAGGGAAGGAGACGACUGCAGGAAAAACUGGACAACAUGACAGAACUCGCUGCUAGAGAAGAAGUCUGUGAUGCAGAACAAUUCAGUGAUGUGAUUGCGUUUGAUAUCCAGGAAGAUGUGAAGUAUUUCCCGCAGCUCUGGGAGGGCAGUCCACCCAUGGCUCCACCAAACCCAAACUACUGCGAGAACAUUCUAGAACUGAAACAAACUAUUGUAACACAUGCUUCAAAAUCAGACGGCAUAAUGAUGACACACCUGAGAGACCGCAUUCAAGAUCUCUGGGAGGCUUUGCUUAAUGAACAGUUUGUGUUCAGCUUCAAAAAUUCUCUGGAAAUCAUGACAUACAAGAAACUAGAGACAGAAUACAGCAAGUGGACCUGGAGUCUUCGGAGUGCCAUGCUGGAAAUAGAAAACAAGCUUCACAAUAAAAUAGAAAAUAAAGUAAUUCAUGACAUUGAAGAAUCUGAUCUUCAAAAAGAACUAAAUGCUAAAAGUGAAGAAGUGAAAAAGACAAUGACUGAUUUCUUUGAGGAAGACAGAGAUGCAAAUAUACUGAAUCAGUGGAAAGAUUCAUUUGAAAUAAAAAUCAAAGAGCUUCAAGAAAACAUUGUGAGAGAAACUAAGAGAAAAUUAAGUGCUGUUCUUCAACAGCGUCACAUGAAGAAAAUGAUGGAUGCUGAGAGGACACAUCAUGAAAACAUUCUCUUUGAAAAGAGCAAAGAACUUGCCCUAAAAUUGAAAGGAAACGCAAAUGAUGAAAAUGGAAUGAAAACACAGUUUGAUUCCUUUUGGAGACGACAGACGGCUGCGAUCAUCAGAGACACUCCUUUAGUCAAAGACAUUGAUAUAUUAAGAGACAUAAAGAAGCUUCUCAGUGAAAGAUAUGAAAGUCUCCCUUUAGACCGCAUGAAAGAGAGCAGUCAGUACAAACAUAUGAUCUGUUUGCCAAACUAUUCAGAAUAUGUACAGUUAAAGAAAUCCAGUGGAAUUACAGGACCUUUAAAAAAUGUGUACAAAAAAGGUAAAGAGAUGCUUGGUUUUGCUUUAUCUGAAGAGGAUGAAAUCCAGAUAAGAGCCUUGAUCACCGACAUUUCUGAGCACACAGAUAAAAUGAUUCAGUCAUAUAACAUUGCAAAAAUGGGCUACAACAAUAGUUGCAUUCAACAACUCACAGAUUACAUAAAGACAAGAUUAACACAGCAUGAAGAUGGGCCAAAAGUGAAAUAUGUGUUCAAGAGUGAAUUCUUCAUGGAUCUUGUACUUUACAUAUUCCAUAAAACAAAAAAGACAUUCACAGAUCAAUACAAAAUGUUCAGGGAAGCCAAUGAUCCUGUUCUCUAUUUUGAGAGGAAGAGUGUAGAGUACUACAGCAUUUUCCAGAAAUACUGUCAAGGAGCAUCAUCAACUGCUAUUUUUGGUGAAUUUGUUUGUAAAAAACUCAAAGAUCCCAUUCAGCAGAAUGUCUACAAAAAAACUGCCAAAGAUUUAGCAGAUGAAAUGAGGACAAACUGUGAAUCACUGAAUGGGAACCGAUCAAAUCUGGAGAAACACAUCCUGAGGAAACUGGCAGAAAAACAAGACUUCAACGCAUACAUGACCUACAUUAAAAAUCCCAAAGAACACUUCAAGAAUUUCAUCAGAGAUGCAGUCAGUCAGUACAUCACCGAAAGAUUUAAAGAUAGUGUUCGACCCAAGAUGGAAAACAGCAUUAAACUCCUGGAGCAGAUGAUCACAGAAGCAGCACAUGAAUCCAGCAAACAUGUUAAAGAGAUCAAUGGAAAUACUGAAUCAUGGUUGCUUCAUUUCACUCAACAGCUCUCUGAUGUGCUGGUAUUCUCUAAAAGUGAUCUCACUGGAGUGAAUCAAGAUGAUGUUGAAGUACGAUUCCUAGAAGAUUUGAUAAGGAGAGAACUUCCUUCUACAAUUUCUGACAUAAUCAGUAAAUUCAGCACAGAAACGUUUCCAGUAAAGCUGGAGCACAAAGACAGACCAGAUGAGAUUCUUAUUGAUUACCUCUGUGAUUGCUGUUGGGUUCAGUGUCCUUUCUGUGCAGCCAUCUGCACCAACACAAUAGAAAACCAUCCUGGAGAUCACAGUGUGCCUUUCCAUCGUAAUGAUGGGAUGAAUGGGUGGAGCUACAGAGGAACAACAAACCUAUCUAUCGACAUCUGCACAUCAGCAGUAGCCAGUGAUCGAUCUUUUUAUCCAAAUAGCUCAGAUGAAACAGUCCUGUUGAAGGAAUACAGAAAAGGAGGUCCUAAAUAUGCUUCAUGGAGCAUCACCCCAGAUCUCUCUGAGCUGCCGUACUGGAAGUGGUUUGUGUGCAGAUUCCAAACAGACCUGGAAAAGUACUAUGGAAAAACCUAUGAGGGGCGAGGCAAGAUCCCAGAUGAAUGGAGAAAAUACUCUCAAGAGGAAGCUAUUGAGAGUCUGAAUAAAUACAUUUAAGCAAACAUUUUCAAAGACUCUGAUUUCAGAGACUAUGUUCAGAGACAUGCAGCUAUGAGAAAUCUAAUUUACUAUUAUGAACAGAAGCAUGCAAAGUUGAAUAUUGCACUUCAAGAUUCAUGUACAAACCUUUUCAAGAAGACUUGGUUUUGAGUUCAGAAGAAAAUAUAAAUACCAAAUGAACCAAAUUUUGACAAGUAAUAGACUCAUGUCUGCAGCAGAAGCUGUAAUGUGAAAGCACAUGUUAUGAGAAAUGCUUUUUGCCUGGUUGAAACUUAAACAAUGAUCCACUUGACUAUAUUUAAUCUGCUCAAAAUAAUGCUCCAUGUUGAACAUAAUAUGCCACAUAU
Molecule: messenger RNA, 5811 nt
Organism: Carassius carassius (crucian carp)
Lineage: Eukaryota; Metazoa; Chordata; Actinopteri; Cypriniformes; Cyprinidae
Product: interferon-induced very large GTPase 1-like
Exons: 2
Coding region: 65-5461 (1798 amino acids)
Molecular function (GO): GTP binding
Source: RefSeq, a predicted model, not a curated record